This is a messenger RNA of Spathaspora passalidarum NRRL Y-27907, 3654 nucleotides long. It is a transcript of the gene PHO81, whose product is annotated as Pho81p. Bases 1 to 3654 code for a protein of 1217 amino acids. NCBI's taxonomy places the organism in Eukaryota, Fungi, Ascomycota, Pichiomycetes, Serinales, Debaryomycetaceae. The transcript has a single exon. Gene Ontology annotation, molecular function: phosphoric diester hydrolase activity; protein binding. The record is from RefSeq and is a predicted model, not a curated record. Gene Ontology annotation, biological process: lipid metabolic process.
AUGAAGUUUGGGAAAUAUCUUGCGUCCAGACAGUUGGAACUACCUGAAUACUCAGGCCACUUCAUAGAUUACAAAGGGUUGAAGAAACUCAUCAAACAAUUAGCUAUCCCCACUGAUGGAGCCGGCACUUCUUUACCUACCAGCCAAACAGAAAUCCAACAAACAUUGAAAGAAAACAAAGCGUCUUUUUUCUUCAGGGUGGAACGUGAAUUGGAAAAAGUGAAUUCGUUCUACCUUGAAAAACAGUCCAAUUUGGCUGUCAAUUUGGACUUGUUGCUUAUGAAGAAGAACGAGUUGUUUACGAAGUCAGCCCAGUUUAUUCAAGAUGAAAGCAAUGGCAGCAGCGGCAACAGCACCGUUAAUGCUAAUUUCAGAAACUCCAUUUCAUACUUGAACUUGUAUCAAAAUUUCAAAAAGAUUCACCAAGAUUUGGUUCGUUUACAACAGUUUAUUGAAUUGAAUGAAACGGGGUUCAGCAAAGUGGUCAAGAAAUGGGAUAAACGCUCCAAGUCUCAUACAAAAGAAUUAUUCAUAUCUACUGCAGUCAGUGUCCAACCUGUUUUCCACAAGAAUGAAAUCAACGAUCUAAGUGAUUUGGUCACCCAGUCCUUGUUUGACAUUGAGUCGAUUAUGGAUGGAGAUUACACGUGUUUGGGCAGUUACUACACACAAGGAGGAGUAGAGCAUAAUAUGUCAAGACAUGACCUGAUUGUGACCGCCAUUGAUAGAACUUCUCCCACUUUCAAUUCAAGACAUUCCUCAAUUAUUAACUUACAAAGUAGUGCUACUGCCACUGCUGCAACCACAGCUACGUUCCCAUACAGUAGUAAUCAUGAAAUUGAUGAGUUGUAUUCGAGUUUCGUCAAUGUGGCCACUAUCAAAGACCCAGAUUUGUCAUUAUUAGCUCAAUGGGUCGAUAAAGUUAAAAGUUCUUCAAAGGGGAAUGCCAAUAAGGCCAUCAUCAAGUAUAAAAUUACAAAAAUCUUUUUAUUAUCCAUUACCAAUUUGAAAAUUUCCGAUUCAUUUUUACAACUGUUUCUUGAAUUGAUAGACUAUGAAAUUGAUUUCACAUUUUUAAGUGACGAUUUUAAUAACAAUAAAAGUAUUUUACAUGAAUGUUGUUCCAUAGGUGAAGGACUUACAUAUGAACCAAAUCAUCAUGUUAUAAUCAAUAAUGGAGUUAAAGUAGUCAGUCCAAUUGAUUCAAUUAUCCACAAUAGAACGUUUAUCGUCAAGUACAUUAUUGACAAGUACACCAAUAAACCAGAACUUGUCCAACUUUUAAUCAGUAAAGACGAUAAUGGAAGAAGCUGUCUACAUUAUGCAGCCCAGAAUAAUAGAGUCGACUUGUUGGAUAUUAUAUUGCCCUGUUUCCCCACUGAUCAUAUCGACGAUUUAGACAAUGAUUCAAUGUCAGCUUUGCUUUUGGCUAUUAAGCAUGGAAACUUCAAUAUGAUUAAGAAGUUGGUUUCUUCCGGUUCAAAUUGUUUCCCACAAGCCGAUAAAGAAAAGUUGCAAUAUUUACCUAUAAAUUAUGCAUGUAAAUUUGGAGACUACAAAACGUUGGAAUUCUUGUUGUCAAGCACACAAAAUAUUAAGCAAUUGGUUAAUCAACAAGAUGUGGAAGGCUUAUUCCCAUUGCACGUUGUUUCUAGAUCUGGCCAUUACAAAUUGAUCAAAUUGUUGAUUCAAUAUGGUGCUGAAAUUAACCAAUUGGAUGGAUUUAACAAAUGGACUCCAAUUUUCUAUGCUUCUUCUGAAGGACAUGUCAAGACUACACAGGAAUUAAUGAAGUUUGGUGCCAAGCUCAACAUUAUUGAUGAAGAUGGCUACAAUGUCUUAUAUUAUUGUGUUGUUGAAGGACAUAUUGAUGUUGUUAACGAAUUAUUGAGUCACUAUUCAACUAUCCAAUCAGUAGAUGAUAAACAACAUCCUGAAGCAGCCAAUGAUGACUAUGAUGAUGAUUCUGAAGAUAGUGAGUCAAUCAAGAAGAACACCACCAAGGAAAAUAACGGCGACAGUAUACCUGAUUUACAAUUACCACCACCUAUAUUACCAUUGAGAAGAUAUGGACAUAAUUUCUUGGAGCAAAAGAUUUUGAUUGAGUUGAUUUUCCCUCAGCAAGAAGAACAAUUUAUUAAUUUGUACAACCUGCCUACUGAUUUGAAACCAGGGAGAAUCACUUUAACUUCGAACAUUUCCGAUAUUGUUCCCAGAAACAUCUUGUUGCCCAUGAGUGAUGAUUCCAAGGGUAACUGUGUGUUUCAAACUGAUAUUGAAUCAUUAAGUGAAUUUCGAAUCGAUUUUGAAAUUUUCCCCAAGUUUGGUACCAGGUUGAUUGCGAAGACUACCGCAUUGACCUUUUCACAAUCAUCCACCGUUCCCUCAAUCAAUUCUAUAAAGUUACCAUUGUUUGAUUUGAGAUUGAGGAAUAUUGGUGAAUUAAAGUUUAAUUAUCAAAUAAUAUUCCCAUUUUCAGGCACGUUAUUAGAAACUGCCAAAUUUGACACAUAUUGGAAAUCAUCCACUAGUUUUGUCAAGAGCAGACAAACUUUGAAAUUGAAUGCUGCUGGAGGAUUAUCACCCAAUAACUUUUUGUCACCCACUGGUGGCCUUAAUGCCAGUACCAACAGCACGAAUACUGCCGGGGCAACUCACCCAGAAUUGGCUCCUGCUUCUUCGAUUGUCACUGCCACUUCUUUAUCUGGAGAAUAUUUGAGAAUAAGAAUAUGUUUGCUUAAUGAUGGUACACCCAUUGUGUGUCCCCACUGGUCGAUUGCCAUUACUGAAAGUAUUGAGUUGUAUUUGCCCAAUAUGUCGCUUGAACAAUUGACUUCUAUAACUGACGACUUGUUUGAUUAUUCCAAGGUAAUUCAUGAUAUUUCGCGAAUGACUAUCCAAGACAUUGGUUCAAUCAAGAAAUUGUUGAAGAUUAUAUACUUGCCCUUGGACAUCAUGUUGCAGAUUUUAGACGUGGAUAUUAACUUGAAUUUGGAAUUGAUCUUUCCUAGCUUGUACGAGUUGGAGAAAUUACCUUUUAUUUCCAGUAUUGAGCACAAUUUAAACAACUUCAUUGAUUUCACUUUGGACGACGUGUUUAACCAUAUCCGAUCGUCUAAGAAGGCUUCACCGGGUAUGUCUGGCCGUUCUAUUAUAUUCCUCAGUUCCAACUCGUUGAUUUGCAAAAUUUUGAAUUGGAAACAACCAAACUUUGCCGUAUUUUUAAUCAUGAAUGGAAUCAAUUAUAACCCAAAGACAUCGAAGUUUGAAUCAAGGACCACCAACGGGUUGUUAAUUGAGGAUUUGCAGGAUGUGUCUCCAAGAAAGUCAUUAUCAAAUGAUGCUAAUGAUGGUGAGUCGGAAAUACCCAACAAUUAUCAAGAGUUGACAAUCACGUCCAUUAAAGAAGCAGUCAAUUUCACGAUAAAUAACAAUUUGAUUGGGUUGAUUACUUCGAUUCACUUGUUGAAUCUCGUACCUAAGUUGGUGCCAUUGAUUAGAUCACGAGGAUUGGUACUUGUUGCAUCGAGUGAUAUUGAGGAUGAAGUAGACGAAGAGAGUUUAAAGAAGGAAUUAGAUUCGUAUACGAAAACCGAAAUCAAUGGGUUGAGGUUUGAUGAUGUGUUGAGUUUUAAGGAGGAUAUAUCGAUGUAG